Ornithodoros turicata is the source of this 2085-nucleotide messenger RNA. RefSeq names its product monocarboxylate transporter 12-like. Lineage: Eukaryota; Metazoa; Arthropoda; Arachnida; Ixodida; Argasidae. Bases 577 to 1920 code for a protein of 447 amino acids. Gene Ontology annotation, molecular function: monocarboxylic acid transmembrane transporter activity. The record is from RefSeq and is a predicted model, not a curated record. Gene Ontology annotation, biological process: transmembrane transport. The transcript has 5 exons. Gene Ontology annotation, cellular component: membrane.
AGUUGUUACACCGUUAAUUAUUUCCUUCUCUUUGAAUCUUAGACAAACAACAACAACAACUUUAGUUAAAUGAUGAGUUAAUUCGUAGACAGGUUUACCCCCUUUUUCACCUUUCAUGCAUUCCCAUGACCUGACCGUGUUGACACACACCCUUUCGCAUAACGGCUUGAAGCGUACGCAAAAAACCGUUAUCUUUUGCAGCCCUAUUGGCCUGACAAAUGACAGCAACCCAUUAUUGACCCGUCGCAGCACAAAGCUUCCAAAACACUUGUGAGCGUUUGUAGUCCUGUUUAAAGGAGGCGCGUCGCUCGAAAGAGCGCUCACGUAAGAGGGCGACCUUGAAGUGACUCUGGGAUGUGAACUAUCUCCCUUCCCCGUCAGCUCUCCACGCUGGUAACGCUAUACGCUUCCUGCCGCGACACCGGCAGACAUUCGAAGUCUGUGUUUAAAGUUCAGCAAGAAUGCGUGAAGCGUUUCAAGUACGUUCACUUGAGCGCGUCGCCCGCGAAGCCACGAGACUCGGACAUGCGCAGCAGUAAUAGAAAUGUCGUAAGGGAUUCUCGCAAAUAGAGAAUCAUGGGUCAGACGUCAAACAAUCGUCGCCACGACGUGUACAAGGACUCCGCUAGGAGUUGGCUGGUAUCUGUCGCGUGCACGUGGUGCUUCUUCUGGACCAUGAUUAUCAAUCGUUGCGGGGGCAUCGUUUUCAUCACGCUCAUCUCGGAAUUUGGAGCUUCGAGGGAGACGGCGUCCUGGCCUUUCAGUCUUCUAGGAGCUGUUUCCAACCUCUUCGGAGUGGUAUCAGGAUUCAUGAUCAAGAGCAUACCGCUAAGAAUAGUAUCAUUAUUGGGCUGCACGUUGACAGCUGCAGGCAUCCUGUUGUGUGCACUGUUCUACAACGUUACUACCAUAAUUCUCUUCAUCGGCAUCAUUACAGCCAUUGGACAGGGCAUGAUCUUCCCGUCAAAUAUGGUCGCUAUCAACACGUUCUUUGUGAAGUACCGUGCUUCAGGUAGCGGCAUCAGUUACGUUGGGGCUACGCUCGUCUCGUUCGUCUUCCCUCCGAUCCUUCUGCUCUUGCACUCAACGUACGGCCUACGCGGCACUUUCCUCAUCGUGGGAGGAUUAACCCUAAAUGCCAUCGCGGGAUCCAUUUUUAUAACGAGGCCCGAAGACCUCUUGAAACCUCAGCAGAGAGGUACGCCUCUUAAAGUCUUGAACGGUACCGGUAGCAGCAGUCCUGGACCUGAAGAACUCUCAAAGCCUCCACAGACUUUGUCAUCGAAGUUUAGAGCGAACUUUGUGUUCGUUCGACGUCCCAUCUAUUACGUUAUAGUGAUCACAGGCGUGAUUUACGCGUACGUCUUGGUCCUCUUCAACGUUACCAUCGUGGACUACGCUGUCGGCAAGGGAUUCAGUAAAAUGGAAAGCGCCAUGCUGCUCUCAUGCUACGGCGGUGGCGAUCUAGUUGGACGCAUCUUUUCGGGUCAGCUAUCUGACAGGAAAGUGUGCCGAAGGCGUGAUGUCAUGGCGUUGGCUUUCUUGUUGACUUCCGGAGCUAUGACCGCCAUUUCUCUGUCGAAAUCUUUAGCACCGCUAGCAACCUCCAGCUUCCUGUUCGGUCUUGCGAGUGGAAGCACCAUCAUCCUCUUCUCAGUAUUAUUGGUAGAGUAUUUCGGAGUUGAGCAUCUACCACUUGCCAUCGGGAUGCACUGCCUCGUCAACGGACUGGCUGCACUUCCAAGACCGAAGCUCAUUGGCUACUACAAGGACAAGGGUGGCUCUUACGAAGGCCUUUACACCCUGCUGGCAGCUACAUCACUUGUUGUCUCUCUGGUUUGGGCAACAGAAUGCUUCCUGCAGUGGAUCCGCGGGAGAAACAGGAGGCGCGGAUCUGUUGCACAAGAUGAACAGACAUGAUUGGAUGGCGUGUGUGAUGCGCGGUGGCGCUAUGUGACGCCAGUUACCUGGAGCUGCUGCAAGGACUCGUGUCUUCUCCAGCGAUUCUAUAGGCUUGCUGAAGAGCGCAUCAACAUGUUUGUAAAUUAUCAUCGGCAUCGGAAUAGAAGACACGUGUUCAGAUAA